CUUGUUUCGACUCUAUGCACUGCAAAGCAAAUCACGGGCGGAGUUUAAAACUGACCGAGCGCUGCCCAUCCCCAUUUUCAUGGCUGAGAAGAGCCAGGGUCUUUUCGACGAAGCCAAAGAAGGAUAACUUCCAGCCCCAACAGGACGCGACUCGCACUCGGUCAAAUACACCACUCGAUGGCAAGCCUCUUCGCCGUCGCAUCGAUCUUCAACAUCUCCUCAGGCUAGAGACCAUCAAAAACGCAAACGCAAAGUGAACGAGCAGGACACCAUCUCCGCAGCACCCAGAGCUCCCUCAAGGUGACUAUUUGACUCUCAAACGACAGAUGGCUCGCCGAUCUAUCCAAGCUCAAACAGCCGCCCUUCCCUCCUACCAACCACCAAACGAUAUACACUUCUUCAAUCGCGUCAAGCGCACGUUGGGGAACCGAGAAACCUACAAUGAGUUUCUCAAGCUCGUAAAUCUUUUCCACAUAGGAGCUUAUCGAUCCUGCACGCCUCGUCGCGAAGCACGCAAUUUCCUUGGUGAUGGGAACAUAUGGAAAGGGUUCAGAGUCCCAUUUAGGACGGGUUUAGCGUUAACGUCCGCCAGGAUUGCAGUCGCCCCGCAAUAUGGCCAUGUUGGGUCUGCCAACGCAGUCUUGGUCAGACUGGCACCGGCAUCCCUCGGUUCUGAGACUGACGAUGGAGAUCCGGUAGUUGCAAUUGCGACUUUUUUCAGAAUAACGUAUUGUUUAUUCCUUGACUUCCCAGUCAUAUCUACCUUCGGCACCAUCUGGUCCCUCUCGUCAUUCCCAGCGUCCCGACUUCCCAUACAUUCUCGUCUCGUCACUUAUGGAACAUUUGCAGCGCCCUUCGACACCGUCCGAGUCAGUCCGACAGCAACCAAGUACAUUGUUGCGCUACAACAACGUCCGUCCAAAGCGCCGUUUUUUCACGUACUGCUCCCUCUGAACAUUAAAGCUCAGGUUGGUCGGUCAUCGUCAGCGAUAGCUCGGCCGCUCGAUGCACGGCCUUCUCAAACACAGUCGGCAACACAACAACCUGCGCAGGAAGGACUGUUGGGGCAAUUUGUGCUUCGCACUCAGUCCCUGGCGUAUCAGUGGUUUAUGAAGACAUGGGCAGAGGAGUUCCCUUUUGAUCUGGGUCCUGAUACUGCAAUGGAUUUACAUAACACAGAGUCGCGUACCGUUGCCGAGAUGUAUCAGGAUGCUUUGGGAUUAGCGUGACUUCCCGUUUUGGUAACACCGCACGACGACAAAAUCGAGCUCGCUGUUGAGGACAGCGAGCUCAAAUAGUUGCCCAAUCCUUCACCC
Messenger RNA from Suillus clintonianus, 1316 nucleotides. RefSeq lists its product as uncharacterized. Gene Ontology annotation, biological process: regulation of DNA-templated transcription. The record is from RefSeq and is a predicted model, not a curated record. The coding region runs from base 327 to 1229 and encodes 300 amino acids. The transcript has 7 exons. NCBI's taxonomy places the organism in Eukaryota, Fungi, Basidiomycota, Agaricomycetes, Boletales, Suillaceae.